Andrographis paniculata is the source of this 1446-nucleotide messenger RNA. RefSeq names its product glycerophosphodiester phosphodiesterase GDPD5-like. Gene Ontology annotation, molecular function: glycerophosphodiester phosphodiesterase activity. The transcript is spliced from 8 exons. The coding region runs from base 224 to 1336 and encodes 370 amino acids. Gene Ontology annotation, biological process: lipid metabolic process. The record is from RefSeq and is a predicted model, not a curated record. Lineage: Eukaryota; Viridiplantae; Streptophyta; Magnoliopsida; Lamiales; Acanthaceae. Gene Ontology annotation, cellular component: vacuole.
CCAAAAUCUACGUUCAACUUCAACCUUGGUACGAUUCGAUCAUCAAUCGAAUUCUGUUUUGAUUGUGGCGCCGAGAUUCGUAUCUCCAACAACCACUGUUAAAUCUCAAAUUUUAGAAUCCACAUAUGCAUGUUUAUGACUAUAUAUAUUAGCUAGUUGUUUGAAUCCCCAGGUUUUAGUUGGGAAAGGCAUUGGAAAGCAAGAGGAGUAGAGACUUUUAGAUAUGGCUUCAUAUUCGCCUGUAGUUCUAAUUAGCUUUCUGCUUCUCCUGAUUGGUGCUGUCGAAUGCUCGAGGCCUCGUUAUCCUCUCCCUAGCGGUCGAAAGGCGCGACGACUCCAAACAUUCCGUCCGUUCAACAUUGCUCAUCGCGGUUCCAAUGGCGAAAUCCCGGAAGAAACUGCUGCUGCUUACAAGAGAGCUAUCAAAGAAGGAGCUGAUUUCAUCGAGACGGAUAUCUUAGCCUCCAAAGACGGCCACCUCAUAUGCUUCCACAAUGUGACACUCGAUGACACCACCAACAUAGCCAACUACCCCAAGUUUGCCAACCGGAAAAGGACUUACGAAGUCGAACGAGUAAAUGUCACCGGUUACUUUGUAGUCGAUUUCACAUUGCAAGAGCUGAAGUCGUUGCGAGUCAAUCAAAGAUACUCUUUCCGUGAUCCACAGUACAACGGAAUGUUUUCCAUCCUCACAUUCGACGAAUUCAUCCAAAUUGCGCUGGAUGCUCCCCGCAUUGUCGGGAUAUACCCCGAGAUAAAGAGCCCCGUCUUCAUAAACCAACGAGUGUCAUGGCCCGAUGGCAAGAAAUUCGAGGACAGAUUCGUCGGGACGCUUAAGAAACACGGGUACAAAGGAUCAUACCUAUCCAGACAAUGGCUGAAGCAACCAGCCUUCAUCCAAUCCUUCGCGCCGUCAUCUCUUCUCUACACGUCGAAGCUAACCGACCUCCCCAAAGUUCUCCUCAUCGACGACAUCACCGUCCGAACCCAAGACACAAACCAGUCGUAUUGGGAGAUAACAUCCGACGAGUACUUCGACUACAUCAAGGACUACGUUGUGGGGAUCGGUCCGUGGAAGGAUACCGUCGUCACCACAUCCAACAACUACACUUUGACACGAACCAACUUGGUCGAUCGAGCGCACAACCAUAACCUUCAGGUGCAUCCCUACACAUACCGCAAUGAGAAUCAGUUCCUGCACUUCAACUUCAGCCAGGAUCCUUACAAAGAAUACGCUUUCUGGAUAAAAGAGAUGGGCGUCGAUGGAUUGUUCACAGAUUUCCCCGGCAGCCUUCGUCAGUAUCAGGAUUGGACUCAUCCUUCAUCAUCGUCUUAAUUCUCAACAUUAUUAAGGAAGAUGCAUCUAAACAUGCACUAAUUUUUCUUUUUUCUUUCUUCCAUGUUUUAGUACAAAUGAAGGAAAAAUAGCCAAAAUACUUCUAUUAU